GUGAAAGGUGUUGUUGUUGUUGUUAACGAGCGCGGUAAAUUCGUGUUCUGGCUUAAUGUUUAUGGUGAUCGAACAUGGACUGCGAACGAAGGAUGUUUUGCCCGUUUUGUGACAAACAAAUGAGCAAUUUAACGCGGUUUUGCUUUGCGUGUGGUCGGUGUUUGGAGUUCCUUAAGGACACGGACCAGACGGAAACACCAGACAUACUGCAUCAAUGUGUUCAAUAUUUUAACGAGGGCCACUCGUACGCUGUAAUCGUGGACAUGAUGUCAAUUCUACACGGUGUAAACAUCAGCUUGAGGACUCUUAAAAGUAAACUGAACGAAGCCGGGUUGUACCGCAGAAAGUCUUAAUCCUCUCUAAACUCCGUGAGGAACGCCAUCAGAUUGGAACUUCGUGGACCUGGACAACUAUUUGGCUACCGCACGAUGUGGCAGGUACUUAAACAAAAGUACAAUUUUCGAGUGAAGAGGGAUGAUGUGAUGAAUAUGCUCCGGGAGCUUAAUCCUCGAGGGUGUGAGAGCAGAACACGCAGAAGGUUUACAAGAAGAACUUACCACUCAAUGGGACCUAACUAUAUGUGGCACGCAGAUGGUUAUGAUAAACUUAAGCCAUUCGGUUUGGCCAUAUCGGGAUGCAUAGAUGGAUUUUCACGUAAAGUACUGCGGCUUGAAUGUGGACCAACAAACAAUAACCCAACAGUGAUUGCUCACUUUUUCAUGUCAUGUGUGCGAAACCUCGGUGUCAUCCCCAUGAGACUGAGGACUGAUUGCGGCACUGAGAACGGCAUGAUGGCUGCAAUUCAAUGUACGUUACGCCACCAUCACAGUGACUACUACUCUGGCGCGUCCAGCCACAUGUACGGCUCAUCUAUAAAUAACCAGUGUAUUGAGUCCUGGUGGUCUAUAUUUAGAAAGGGAAGGUCUCAGUUCUGGAUGGAGUUAUUUGCAGACCUUAGAGAAGCAGGAUACUUCAAUGGGAGUCAUGAGCAUCAGUGCCUAUUGAGAUAUUGCUUUGGUGAUGUUGUUCAGAAGGACUUGGAUGAGUGUGUGAGACUGUGGAACAGUCACAGGAUUCGCCCUUCCAGAACAGCAGCAUGUCCAGGAGGAGUACCCAAUGAACUCUACUACUUACCACACAGAUUUGGCUCCAGAGACUGCGGAUUUCAAAUCGAACAGGCUGAACUGGAUGCCCUUCCUGAGGCUAGCUUGUCAAUGACUCCUUGUGGGGACCCUAACAUGCAGGAGUACUUGGACUUUGCCAUGGAACACAAUCAGUUACAGAAGCCAGAGAACUGGGAGUCUGCAUCAGAACUAUACAUGAAGCUAAAAGAAAUGGCUCAGCUAUGAAAUUAUCAAAAAGGGAGUUUUUUUUUUGUAGUGGUGGAAUACUGCUGUCUGUCUGAACAGAAGGUUUAUGAAUCUGUCACCCACAGCUUAAUUGUUUUUAAGUG
Carassius auratus (goldfish) is the source of this 1453-nucleotide messenger RNA. RefSeq lists its product as uncharacterized. The coding region runs from base 429 to 1349 and encodes 306 amino acids. The transcript is spliced from 3 exons. NCBI's taxonomy places the organism in Eukaryota, Metazoa, Chordata, Actinopteri, Cypriniformes, Cyprinidae. The record is from RefSeq and is a predicted model, not a curated record.